AUGGACUCAGAUACUCCCAUGCAAGACUCUGAUGAUACAAGACAUUUUGUUAUUGCUAUAGACUUCGGGACUACCUUCAGCUCUGUUGCCUACGUCGGCUAUUCCAAUGCGAACCAACGCCCCCGUAUCGGUCUACAGCAGAUUGAGAUUGUCGAUCGGUAUCCCUACAACCCUUACGGAAACUUCGUGUGCCACGACGUGCCCACCGAGCUAUGGUAUUCUCAGCGAAUACCGAGACCGGUCCCUCAAAGACGCGACACUGUUGAUCGUCAACCUGCAGAAGACGACGACAGCUCUGGGGAAAAUAACCCCCAAGCGUUCUUUGUAGGAAGUGCUUCGACCGAAGUUCCAGAUUCAAACCAUUCAUCGUCAAUAUUAUCGCUCCCAAAAAACAAAAAAGCGCCUCUGUUCUGGGGCUAUGGCGUUCAGGAUCAGCUUUUGGAAGCUGAUUAUAAUACGGAUCACUCAAGACAUCUGUCGAGAUUUAAAUUGAUCCUGGACAAAAGCCCUCACACAGAGAAAAUCAGGAAUGGCCUGUCGAAAAGUUGCAGCAUACUCAAAAAGAUGCUCCUGAUUAAUGACGAUACCGAUCUCAUUGCCGAUUAUCUCACACAGCUCCUGCAGCACACCAAAACAAGACUCAUCGAUUCAGAGGGAUUUACUGAUGCCUCGACAGUGGAGUUUGUUCUCUGUGUCCCUGCCGUAUGGAAGGCUGAAGCGAUACGUCAAAUGCAAUUUGCAUUGACUGCGGCUAUCGCCAACACGCGCCUGGGCAGACUGCAGCAUGGCACUAUCGACAACCUCUUCAUCGUUUCGGAGCCAGAAGGGGCAGCUGCAUGUGUUCUCGCUCGCGAAAAGACGCGCUUAAAGAUUGGCGAGACCUUUAUCCUGUUAGACGCAGGUGGUGGGACCGUUGAUGCCAUAACAUACACUGUUGACAAAGACUUUCCGCUGCGGUUGAAGACUGAAGAAGUUGAACCUGGAGGCAAAAUGAUAGGUUCAACUUGUGGAUCAAGUUUCAUCAAUGAGAGAUACGAGGACUUACUACGUGAAAGGCUGAAGAAUGCUACCUAUCUCGAGGACAACGGCGAAAGUCUCCCGACAAUCAUAAGCGGACUAGUAGUCGAGUUUGAGAGGCGAGACAAGAAACGGUUGGACGCAAAAUUCUUAGAACCGCACGCCGACUGCACAGUCAAGGUGCCAGGCCUCAAACACAGCGACAAACUACGGUUCGAAAAAGGACGAUUGGUACUCAAUCGGAAAGAGAUGGAGGCUCUCUUCUUACCCUCAUUGGAGGGGGUUGCUGAAAUCAUGAAGGAGCAAUUGAGGCUGGCACGAGAAAAAGGAUGCGAUGUGAAGAAAAUUAUACUCAUGGGCGGCUUCGGACAGUCUGAAGCACUAUGUGAUCAUCUAAGGAAAUCGUUAGCAACACAAUGCGGCCCUUGGGCACGAACAAUUGUGCUCGAGACGUCCAAAUUACCGUCGACCGCUGUGGCCCGUGGUGCCGUUCUUCGCGCUCUCAGGAAAGAAGACGGCCCUGCCCGUGUUCUUCAGGCCAGCUACGGAUUCAUACGAACAGAGCAGUACGGCACACAAGCCGAGCACGUAGGCCAAGUUCCGAUUACAGACAAGAUUGACGGACAGGAAUAUAUAGACAAUACCAUCGAAUGGAUCAUAAAAAAGGGUGACACCGUGGAGUCCGAGUACACUAUCCCGAGAGAAGUCGAAUACACCUUCGCCGUUUCCAGGAAGAAGUUAGUGGGUGCAGAGUAUCUGUACGUCUCUGACCGGCGCCAUAAAGACCACUACCGAUCCGACAGUCCGGAGAACGAAGGUGCAAUUCUAUUAGGCUACGUGGAGAUCGAUAUGACGUCUCUCAAAACCUCUGGUCUCAUCAAAGCUCAACCAGUGCCGGGCAGGCUCCCUUACUGGAAGAUCAAAGGCACGCUCAAUAUCAUUGUCAGCGGUCGCAAUCUGCGCUACGAAAUCAAACUGCCCGGGGACAUAGCUAAAGUCGGACAGUCUUCCAUUGCAGCUGCGUUUCGACCAGGGACCGAAUGA
This is a messenger RNA of Exophiala spinifera, 2061 nucleotides long. RefSeq lists its product as uncharacterized. The transcript has 8 exons. The record is from RefSeq and is a predicted model, not a curated record. NCBI's taxonomy places the organism in Eukaryota, Fungi, Ascomycota, Eurotiomycetes, Chaetothyriales, Herpotrichiellaceae. The coding region runs from base 1 to 2061 and encodes 686 amino acids.